AGUCGCUCUGUAAUCUUCAGCCGCCUCUAACUUUUCUCGCUUUUCCACAGGCUUAGAAACGCGUGCGCACGCGCACCUGCCCCGCUGCUCUCUACUGGCCGGCGGCCUCCUUCUUUCCUUUCACUUCUUUGCCGGCUUUCUCAGAGUCUGAGGAAAUAGAAUGGCUACUAACGAUCUGAAGAAAAAGACAGAAGACAAGGAAUGUACAAAAGAUGCCAGAGUUUGUGUCCCUAAUCCACACCUUAAGAAAAUGAAAGAUGACAUCUUAUAUCAUUUUGCCCUUGGGACUAGUACUCAUGAUUUUCCUGCCUUAUUUGGAGAUGUAAAGUUUGUAUGUGUUGGAGGAAGUCCUUCACGGAUGAAAACCUUUAUUACCUACAUUGCUGAACUGCUGGAUAUUGGUAACCCUGGUUAUGACUAUCCCAAUAUAUGUGCUGGAACAGAUCGGUAUGCAAUGUACAAAGCAGGACCUGUACUGUCAGUCAGUCAUGGAAUGGGAAUCCCUUCAAUUGCCAUUAUGUUGCAUGAACUCAUCAAGCUGCUGCAUCAUGCCAAAUGCUGCAAUGUAACCAUUAUCCGUAUUGGCACAUCUGGUGGAAUAGGUUUGACACCAGGCUCCGUGGUGAUCACAAAGCAAGCCGUAGAUGCUACCUUCAAGCCACAGUUUGAACAGAUUAUUUUGGGGAAGUCUGUCAUUCGUAGUACAUACUUAGAUGAAAAAUUAAAUGAAGACCUUAUGGAGUGUGCCAAGGAACUUGAUCAGUUCAACACAGUUAUUGGAAACACAUUGUGCACUCUGGAUUUCUAUGAAGGUCAAGCUCGCCUUGAUGGUGCCAUCUGCACAUAUACUGAAGAAGAGAAACUGCAAUAUUUGAAGGAAGCUCACAAAACUGGAGUAAGAAAUAUUGAGAUGGAAUCUUCUGUUUUUGCAGCUAUGUGCAAUCUUAGUGGCCUCAAAGGUGCUGUAGUAUGUGUAACAUUGCUGAACAGACUUGAAGGCGAUCAGAUCUCUACACCUCAUGAUGUUUUGAAGGAAUAUCAGACAAGACCACAGAAGCUGGUGGGACAGCUGAUUAAAAAACAUCUUGGGAAAAAGUGACUUUCUGUACUAUAUAUUUCUAGGAACUUUCCUUUUACUUGAAUUCUUGUUAAAAAUGUUUCAUUGGUAUCAUAACCUACAAUCCUAUGGACGCUUCUCCUUUAAAAAGAAUUGAACUAUUUUUGAAUUAUAUGUAUGUACUCAUGCUUGCAUGUACAUAUACAUGUACAUACCCUAAUUAACAGCAGUUUAUUAAUUUGUGUGUGUGUAUACACACACACAUACAUACACAUGUAUAUGUGCAUGUAUAUACAUACAGUUACAUACAGUGAUGUGUUCCUAGUGAUUUGGUGGCCUGUGUCGCUGGAAUAGGCAGCGACUCAGGCCUGCCACACCCCCGAACCAGUUCCUCAGUUGGCGCAACCAUCUUGUUUUUCAGUUCUGUGCAUGCUCAGAACAAUUGCACUGCUCAUGUGUGCUUAUCACACGCACAUAAAGCACGCACAUGAACAAACAGGCAUUAGUGCCACCUGGAACCUACCCCUGGAUACGUUUGUGUAUGUGUGUGUGUGUGUGUUCACCCACUCAUAUACACAUUGCUGUUAAGUAUAUUAAGUAUAUUAGAAAAUGUUUUAAUUGACUCUUAUUUUUUUCCAUGAUAAAAUCUAUUAUUAAGA
Molecule: messenger RNA, 1716 nt
Organism: Thamnophis sirtalis
Lineage: Eukaryota; Metazoa; Chordata; Lepidosauria; Squamata; Natricidae
Gene: UPP1
Product: uridine phosphorylase 1
Biological process (GO): uridine catabolic process; nucleotide catabolic process
Cellular component (GO): cytosol; cytoplasm
Molecular function (GO): uridine phosphorylase activity
Source: RefSeq, a predicted model, not a curated record